Molecule: messenger RNA, 588 nt
Organism: Prosopis cineraria
Lineage: Eukaryota; Viridiplantae; Streptophyta; Magnoliopsida; Fabales; Fabaceae
Product: probable inactive receptor kinase At5g67200
Exons: 3
Coding region: 1-588 (195 amino acids)
Biological process (GO): protein phosphorylation
Molecular function (GO): ATP binding; protein kinase activity
Source: RefSeq, a predicted model, not a curated record
AUGGUAGUUGUGUGUGGGGGACCAGGGAGGGGCGAAGAACUAAUUGUCGCCCCAGACAACUUGAUUCAGAAUUCAAUUAUGUUCGUUUCAUUUCGUUUUCGUCACCCAGCCCACAUGACGGACGCCCCCCUUUUCAGAGUGAUGGAUCAUGGUGUCCAGCCCCACCAUGCCAGCCAGCUCAUAGCAGAGGACGUAGCAUACAAGGGCUUUACUACAUCCACCAAGCCUGGAGACUGGUGCACGGCAAUAAAGUCCUCCAACGUUUUGCUGGGCCCUGAUUUUGAAGCGUGCAUCACUGAUUACUCCAACCCCCAAUCUGACGUUUAUGCCUACGGCGUUUUGUUGCUGGAACUUCUGACGGGGAAGCCUCCUUCGGAGCACCCUUUAUUGGUGCCCACCGAUAGGGUGAGUUGGGUGAAAUCCGUGCGGGAAGAUAACGGAGGGAAAGACAACAGAAUGGACAUGCUUGUUGAGGUCGCUACUACUUGUAGCUUGACCUCCCCUGAGCAGAGGCCCACUAUGUGGCAGGUCCUGAAAAUGUUGCAGGAGAUUAAAGAGAUUGUAUUAUUGGAGGAUAGUGCGCAUUAG